Messenger RNA from Chanos chanos (milkfish), 1885 nucleotides. RefSeq names its product dachshund a (gene dacha). The transcript is spliced from 12 exons. The record is from RefSeq and is a predicted model, not a curated record. NCBI's taxonomy places the organism in Eukaryota, Metazoa, Chordata, Actinopteri, Gonorynchiformes, Chanidae. Gene Ontology annotation, cellular component: nucleus; transcription regulator complex. Gene Ontology annotation, biological process: regulation of transcription by RNA polymerase II. The coding region runs from base 1 to 1839 and encodes 612 amino acids. Gene Ontology annotation, molecular function: RNA polymerase II cis-regulatory region sequence-specific DNA binding; DNA-binding transcription factor activity, RNA polymerase II-specific.
AUGGCCGUAUCAGCAACUCCUCCGGUUCUUUCACCGACCUCGACUCCGGUCUCCGGUAGCUUGUUCCGCCCCGAUCCUCUGUACACAAGCCCAGCCGAGUCCCCACGACUGACCAGCAGUAUGAUCAACUCUUUCAUCAGCGGCGGAGGCGGCGGCGGCGGCGGCGGCGGUGGAAACGCGAAUGGGUCCAGUGGUAAUAACGAGUGCAAAAUGGUUGAGGUCCACGGGGUUAAAGUAGCCUCUUUCAUUGUGGACGGACAGGAGCUCAUCUGUCUGCCGCAGGUCUUCGACCUAUUUCUCAAGCACCUAGUCGGCGGGCUGCACACCGUCUACACCAAGCUGAAGCGACUGGAUAUAGUUCCCGUCGUGUGCACAGUGGAACAGGUCCGGAUCCUGCGUGGACUCGGGGCGAUACAACCCGGCGUGAACCGCUGUAAGCUCAUCACCCGAAAGGACUUCGAGGCUCUAUAUAACGACUGCACAAAUGCCAGUUCCAGACCCGGGCGUCCUCCGAAGCGUUCUCUGGGAGUGUCGAUGCAGGAGAGCUCGCGGCUCCUCCCUCACGGCGUUCACGGCCUCCUGUCCCCGGGCCUUUUGUCUCCUACAGGGCUGACGGCCGCAGCGAUGGCGGAGGCCAUGAAGCUGCAGAAGAUGAAGUUGAUGGCCAUGAACAGCAUCCACGGAGCUGCCAGCCAAAACGGCACAGAGUCUGAGAACGAUGAGCUCAACUCCAAUGCAGGCGGCAGCGAGUCCUCCUGGGACAAAGAGAAGCUGCAGUCGCCCCCUUCCUCCGGAGCCCAGCAUGGGCUGACUCACAGCAGUCUUCCUUCCCAGCCCAGCUCUGGUCUGACCAGUCCACACCUCAACCCCCUUCAGCAGAGCCAUCUCCUGGCCAACCGUUUAGACCUACCCUUCAUGAUGAUGCCCCACCCCUUGCUGCCCGUCAGUCUACCACCCGCCUCCGUUGCCAUGGCGAUGAACCAGAUGAACCACUUGAACACCAUCGCCAACAUGGCUGCGGCGGCUCAGAUGCACAGCCCUCUGUCCCGGGCGGGAGCAUCAGUCAUCAAGGAGUGUGUUCAGGACAGUCCAUCGCCGACUCCGUCUCUAGAAGAGCCGCCGCGUCCUGGAUCCCAGCCCUCCUCCCAGCCCAGCAGCAGUGCCUCCAGCUCCCCCAACCCACACACACACACACACUCACAGAGUCCUGAACGACUGGUGCUGAAUCCAGCUGAUGGAGAAAUCGGAGACAGAGAUGCAGGCGUCACUAUGAAGAAAAUUCUCAAAGAGAAAGACGAGGCCCAGCUGGCCUUGCCCCUGUUAAAGCCUGGCUUUGAGAAGCUGCCUCUGGGCGCUCAGACUCUUCCUCCUGGUUUUCCCGCCCCCUUCCUCUUCGCCGACGGCCUCUCUUCUGUGGAAACACUGCUCACCAACAUACAGGGUCUUCUGAAGGUGGCCGUGGAUAACGCCCGUGUGCAGGAGAAACAGGUGCAGCAGGAGAGGAAAGAACUGAAGAUGGAACUCUACAGAGAGAGAGAAAUGAGAGAGAGCCUGGAGAGACAACUCACCUCUGAACUGCAUAGCCGAGCCACCAUUCAGAGGCGACUAAAGAAGGAGAAGAAGGCGAAGAGGAAACUGCAGGAGGCUCUGGAGUUUGAGUCCAAACGGAGAGAGCAGGUGGAACAAGCGCUCAAACAAGCCACUUCCCCCGAGACCCUGCGCAUGAGCCUCAACGAGGCUGUGAUUCCAGAGGUGGAGGCAGAGCAUAACGGCAACCAGCAGGAGAACUCAGCUGUACAAGAGAACAGACCCUACUCCAAACCUCCCAUCAUGUACUGAAAUGGACCCCGCCCCUCCUCCUUCCGGUUCCGACACCUCCACCCCA